Saxophila tyrrhenica is the source of this 648-nucleotide messenger RNA. RefSeq lists its product as uncharacterized. The transcript has 2 exons. The coding region runs from base 1 to 648 and encodes 215 amino acids. Lineage: Eukaryota; Fungi; Ascomycota; Dothideomycetes; Mycosphaerellales; Extremaceae. The record is from RefSeq and is a predicted model, not a curated record.
AUGGACGCAAAACAACAGAAUAAACGAAGGACAAAUUCCAUUGACAUGACGCCAAUUCUCCCAGGUCUGAAGGCCACACCGGCCAAAGUGCAGCAAUACAUCUUCCAAAUCUUGCAACAUGAACAUCUCCCGGGCCUGAAGGCCACACCGGCCGAAGUGCAGGAAUAUAUCUUCCAAAUCCUGCAACAGGAGAACUUUGCACAAGGCAAAGCAGAGCAGAUCGCCGGCCGCUGGACCGUGGGAACUGGCAGAGAGUUGCGCUCCUAUCCCCCGGCCAUGCUGCGCAAGAUCUUGUUCUUCGACAUGGAUGAGCAGGAGAUAUGGAGGCUGUACAUGGCACUCAAGACUCCUUACCACCGUGCAGCACGUCGGAAUACCAUUGUGAUGGCGCUGAAAAUCGGCGUCGCGUUAAUCGCGCCCACUGUCCUCUGUUUCGUACAAGCGUGUCGUUCGGACAUGCUGGAUGGGCCGUUUUGGUUGAUUGCGACGGUUAUUUGCAUGUUCGCGUUGGUGUGUGACUUGACAGUCUUGCUUAUCACCUACGUGAUGGAAGAUCCGGAGAGCGACACGGAGAAAGAGUUGCAGAAGUGGAUGCAGACAGGGUCUGAUGGCAAUGUGGACGAUGGGUCCGGGCGUCAGAAGCAAUAG